UUCAUUCAUGUCAGUAUUCAUGCUCAACAAUAGUAUCAGAUCUUAGAUAUAAAACAACAAAAAGAAAAAUAGAAAAAACCCUUUUGAAAAACAAAAAAACAAAAAAAGAACAACAAAUUUAUUUUAGAAUCUAGAAAAUGUGGCAAAUAUGGAAGAAAGUGAAUCCUAGGAUGGGUAUACAAAUGGCCACUACCAUGGCCAAGCGCCAUUUGGCCAAGGCCCAAGAUCAUAACAAUUCAAAUAUGUGGAAGAAAUUGACCUUCAUGGUGGCCACACCAGCCAUCUGCCUCUGCAUGGUCAAUGCCUUCGUUGUCCCCCAUAAGGAAGUGGAGCCGGAGCCAUUUGUCAAGUACGAGCAUUUGCGUCGACGCACCAAACGUUUCCCUUGGGGCGAUGGGAAUCGUAGUCUAUUCCAUAAUGCCAAAUCGAAUGCUUUGCCCGAUGGCUAUGAGCAUCAAUAAGGAUCACCCAGAAAUGGAAUAUACACCUAUAUAUCUUGUCUUUUUUUGGGAUGGCGGGAGACCAAUUGAAACCCAACGAAAACAAAAUGGUUAAUUUAUAAACAAAAAAACAAAAGGUUUAUUGAAAUACGGAAGAAUUUUCUGUUUAUCUUUGUUUGUUUUUUGGCGUUCCGAUGUGCUGAUGAGAGAAUGUCAUCUAAAGAAUUAACCAUUCAAUGGACUGGGCAUUCGCAUUUCCUGUUUAAAUUGUAUUAUUGUUUCGAAAUUUUUGAGCAAUCAUAAAAAAAGUAAAAAAAAAAAGCA
Molecule: messenger RNA, 764 nt
Organism: Drosophila willistoni
Lineage: Eukaryota; Metazoa; Arthropoda; Insecta; Diptera; Drosophilidae
Gene: COX6AL
Product: cytochrome c oxidase subunit 6A, mitochondrial
Exons: 2
Coding region: 138-461 (107 amino acids)
Biological process (GO): mitochondrial electron transport, cytochrome c to oxygen
Cellular component (GO): mitochondrial inner membrane
Molecular function (GO): enzyme regulator activity
Source: RefSeq, a predicted model, not a curated record